GUAACCCCAACCCCCCAGUAUUUCAUUAGCAUUAUUAUUUAUGAAAAUGCUGGUCUCCUCCCCUCGCCCUAGUGGUCAGCGGAAUUUAUGAGUCCUGAGCAAUAUAGACCUGGACAGGACAGCGCGCAUGAGUGUUUAAAGAGACUCACAGGCUGACUGAACAAGCUGUUCCGGUGUAAAAGAGUUUGAUCAAUAUCUGUAUAUUACAUUUGUCAUUUUAUUUUUGAUUUUUUUAUUUCACUGAUCAUGGAAAAAGAAACUGAGCGAAACAUGAUGACAGAGUUCUGGAAGGAACAUUCCAAGUUCGCUACAGUAGAAGAGAUGAUGCUGGACUCAAAUGCUCAGGAACUGACCCAACAUGAGCUGCCCGAGAUUCUCUCCAUGCUCCCGUCUCUGGCUGGUUCUGAUGUGCUGGAACUUGGUGCUGGAAUUGGCCGGUACACACGCCACCUCAUUGGCAAGGCUCGUCACGUGACCGCAGUGGACUUCAUGGAGAAGUUUGUGGAAAAGAACAGAUUGGACAACAGUCACCUGGGCAGUGCUGAAUUCAUCCAAGCUGAUGUCACAAAGCUAGACUUCCCUAAACACAGUUUUGAUGUGGUCUUCUCUAAUUGGCUGCUGAUGUAUCUGAGUGAUCAAGAGCUGAAGUCACUGGCUGAGAAGUUCCUCAUGUGGCUCCGUCCAGGCGGCUACCUCUUCUUCAGAGAGUCCUGCUUCCACCAAUCAGGUGACAGAAAGCGUGAUUUUAACCCCACACACUACAGAAGCCCUGCUUACUACAACCACUUGAUGACCUCACUCCUGCUGGAUGAAUCAGAGAAGACAGAAAAGAAAUGCUACGGGUUUGACAUGGUGCUUAAUAAGACAGUUCAUACCUAUGUAAAGAUGAAGAACAACCAGAACCAGUUGUGUUGGCUCAUGCAGAAAGUUCACCGUGAUGUGGUACAGCAGCAUCAGGGUGGCUUUUCCACAUUUCAGGAGUUUCUAGAUAACCAGCAGUACACCAGAACGGGAAUCUUGCGUUAUGAGAAGAUGUUCGGAUCAGGAUACGUCAGCACAGGCGGAAUCAGCACAACCAAGGAGUUUGUUGAUAUGCUGAACUUGAAGGCCGGACAAAAGGUUCUUGAUGUUGGCUGUGGGAUUGGAGGUGGAGAUUUCUACAUGGCCAAGACCUUUGGGGUGGAGGUUCUGGGCAUGGACCUGUCAUCAAACAUGGUGGAGAUCGCCAUGGAGAGAGCUGUCAAGGAGAAAGUCCCACUAGUGCAGUUUGAGGUUUCAGAUGCCACAAAAAGAAUGUUUCCUGACACCACAUUUGAUGUGGUCUACAGCAGAGAUAUGAUUUUGCACAUCAGUGACAAACUUGACCUCUUCAGAAAAUUUUAUUCAUGGCUGAAGUCGGGUGGGAAACUUCUGAUUAGUGACUACUGCUGUGGAGAGAAGCCUUGGUCUCCAGCGUUUGAGGAUUAUGUUAACCAGCGGGGAUAUAUACUCUACACACCUCAGAGAUAUGGACAAUUCCUGAGCGAGGUGGGAUUCAGUAAUGUUCACGCUGAGGACAGAACAGAACAAUUUAUUCAGGUCAUAAAGGCUGAACUGCAGAGAGCUGGGGAGAUGAAAGAGGAGUUUAUACAGGAGUUCUCCCAGGAAGCCUAUGAUGCCAUUGUAAAUGGAUGGACAGAAAAACUGCAGCGCUGUGAGACUGGAGACCAACGCUGGGGGCUUUUCUAUGCCACCAAAGAAUGAGAGAGAGGAGCAAUCCAACUACCGAUCAAAUUCAAAUCAAUACAUUUUAGAUGCUGUAUUAAACUCACUGUUCUGUCUGAUUCUGUGAAUUGCACAACAGUGCCGCAAGAUAUGAGUAUUUUCAGAGCUGUAAGAACAACAUACUGUUAUGCAGCAUAAAUUAAUAAAAUUCAACUUUUCUUUAUUA
This is a messenger RNA of Labeo rohita (rohu), 1930 nucleotides long. RefSeq names its product phosphoethanolamine methyltransferase (gene pmt). Bases 247 to 1743 code for a protein of 498 amino acids. Gene Ontology annotation, molecular function: S-adenosylmethionine-dependent methyltransferase activity. The transcript has 12 exons. Lineage: Eukaryota; Metazoa; Chordata; Actinopteri; Cypriniformes; Cyprinidae. The record is from RefSeq and is a predicted model, not a curated record.